Molecule: messenger RNA, 852 nt
Organism: Caenorhabditis auriculariae
Lineage: Eukaryota; Metazoa; Nematoda; Chromadorea; Rhabditida; Rhabditidae
Source: the annotation of a GenBank genome assembly
AUGCGACCAUUGCUAGCCUUUUUUAAAAAACGCACUCAAUAUAAAUUGAUUCUGAAACCGCAACGCGACCGCAACGCAUCACAGCCAUUCCAAAUGCGGUCCUCUGCCUAUGUCAAGAAGUGCGAACGAAAGUCUGCUUCUAUCGUCAGUGGGACCAACAACUGAAUUUUUGACUUUUCUUAGAACUGCGACGCAUCACAGCCAUUCCAAAUGCGAUCCCAGGCCUAUAUCAAUAAAUGCGAACAAUUGAAGUCUAUUCCUAUCUUUAGAGGGACAAGUAACUACAGUUUUGACUUCUGAUAGAACCGCAGCGCGACCGCGACGCAUCACAGCCAAUCCAAAUGCGGUCCCAGGCCUAUAUCAAUCACAGCCAUUCCAAAUGCGGUCCCCUGCCUAUGUCAAGAAGUGCGACCAAUUGAAGUCUAUUCCUAUCUUUCGAGGAGCAACCGACUGAAGUUUUGACUUCUGUUGGAACCGCGACGCAUCAAAGCCAUUCCGAAUAUGGUCCCAGGCCUAUAAAAAUCACAGCCAUUCCAAAUGCGGUCACAGGCUUACAUCAAUAAGUACGAACAAAAGUCUGCUCCUAUCUUUAGAGAGACUAGUAACUGAAGUCUUGACUUCUGAUAGAACCGCAACGCGACCGCGACGCAUCACAGCCAUUCCAAAUGCGGUCCCCUGCCUAUGUAAAUAAUUGCUUUCGAGGAGCAACCGACGGAUGUUCUGACUUCUUUUGGAACCGCAACGCGACCGCGACGCGUUCAACCAUUCCAACUACAGAAAAUUCUUGAGGCCCCGUCGCCCCAGACCCAUUCCAAAUGCGACCGACAUUUUUCCCAAGUUGUACUCAACUAA